Messenger RNA from Rhipicephalus microplus (southern cattle tick), 1560 nucleotides. Its product is annotated as putative chitinase 10. Lineage: Eukaryota; Metazoa; Arthropoda; Arachnida; Ixodida; Ixodidae. The record is from RefSeq and is a predicted model, not a curated record. Gene Ontology annotation, molecular function: chitin binding; chitinase activity. Gene Ontology annotation, biological process: carbohydrate metabolic process; chitin catabolic process. Gene Ontology annotation, cellular component: extracellular region.
AUGAAUGUUGACGGCUUGUAUCGCACCCUGACCGAAUGGCGUCGCACACACCUGGACCCGCUCUUCCGGGUUGGGUCCAUCAAAGGUGUGCCGACCAAGAAUAGCAUCAGCGGCCAGAUGACCAACCCGGUUGUGCUGUACGGUGCCGUGUUUGUGGUCGGCGCCAUGGCCACCUUUAUGUUGGUGCUCGCCAUCCUCACACCAUCCUAUCGGACAUCGGGCAACAGCCGCUUGCCACUCAUCGCCGCGCAGCGGGUCAACGAGCACGCAGCCAGGCGAUCUCACGGCCUCAUCUUCUCACGCCAGAGUGGGCCAAUGACCAGCGAGGGGGCGCCACUGCUGUGCCUCUACGACCGAAACACCAAGCGGAAGAGGGAGCCCGUGAGAUAUCAACUCCUGAAGCAUCUGCCCGCCAGAUUCUGCUCGCAUCUGGUGUACGGUUUCGUGAGCCCGUCCGACCUGAACAACAGCUCGUCAGGCAGUUCCUCCCAGGCGGGACCCAUGGCGGACGCCGAACGCCACAUUCGGCAGAUGACGCAGCUCAAGCAGCUGUACCCGACACUCAGAGUACUCGUCGGUGUCGGUGGACCGAAGGUUGACUCCAAGUCAUUCUCGGAUGAGCUCAUUACCGAGGGACGUCGCGAACACCUAGCUCAACGCAGCGUCCGCUGGCUGCGCUCCCGCCGCCUAGAUGGCAUGCACAUCCAGUGGAUGUAUCCGGGAGAGGGCAACGGCCGACCUUCAGACAGAGAGAACUUUCCGAAGCUGCUCGCACAGAUCAGGAGCGCCUUCAAGGCUGAGAGCAGCCGGUGGCACCUGACCCUCUACCUUCCGCAUGAGGACAGCCGGGUGGACCGCGGAUACGAACUGCGCAAUGCCAUGAGUUCGGUGCACUACGCGGUCAUGGGCUCGUUUGGGUUCGUGGAGCCCGGCCAUGCCGAGGUGUCCAGCCCACUCUACAACCGGCCGCCGAUCGGUGAUCACUCACCCAUCAACAGCAUCCAUGAACUCGUCGUCCUGUUGCUGGAUCGGGGAGCUCCAAGCAACAAGCUGUUGCUAGCCGUGACCGCCUCUGGAUACAGCUAUGCACUCGCAAGGGCCGACACUGACGUGCGUGCCCCUCUACGUGGCGGCGAUGGCCGUGGUCAGGCUGGACCGUUCACCCUGACGCCAGGCCGGCUGGCUUACUUUGAGAUCUGUUACAACGUGUAUCGAAACAGCUGGGCACGAGUGUUUGAUGCUGCUACGUCAUGCCCGUAUGCCUACCAUGGACAGGAGUGGGUCACCUAUGACGAUGCCGACUCGGUCAGGGCAAAGGUGGCCUUUCUGCGGAACAAGACUCUGGGCGGUGCGGCACUCAUGGACGUGGCGGCCGACGACUACAUGGGCAUGUGCGGACCCCGAAACGUACUGGCACGUACCUUGCGCUCGGCGCUGAAGCACUACUCGCCUCCAGCGCCCUCGAGCUCGUCGUCCAGGGCAAAGAAAGGAGCGGCGGUGCAACGUCAGAAGCACCACCCACGGGUCGCUCGGCAGUUCGGCAAGCGGCACUUCGGCUAG